AUGUUCCGAUGAUGACCAUUGGUUACUGUGUUGCGCUCGUUCGGGUUUACCUCAUGCUUUGGCUCUUAUAAUAGGUUAUUUCCCAUACAUGUGGUAAAAGGAUUUAUGAACCGCCCAGGCGCGAUUUGCAACGCGGGAAAUACUUGCAAAAAUAGGAGCAGACAUUGUAUCCACAUUGACAGUGUGAACACAAUUUUUGUAAAUUCAUGAAUUUUUGUGCCAUAUUUUUAUAAGGAAUUGUGGCACGGUUUUCUUCGUCUUUGGAAAUGAAUCCUAUUUUCACUCCUGAUUGAAUAGCUGAAUUUUGUGGGACACUUUCGGUCUUAUAGCUGCCGAACCCAACUUUUUGCUAAAGUCAGGUUACGUGAUAGCAAAGCUGGGUAAAUAGCUUUUUCUUCAGAUGGCAAGUGAUUCCUGAGCAUUGUGAUACAAUUUGAGAUUUGAUCAGCUUUUGACACAUUCGUCUUUCAUCUCAACGAUGGCCGAGAACAAGCAUCCUCAAGUUAUUUUUUGCAACGACUCUCCAAAGAGAGUCCUGGUGUCUGUGAUCAAAACCACCCCGAUCAAGCCCAGGAAGAACGAAUCUCUGAUAGCGACCAGCCCUGGAUUCAGCGACUUCAUGGUGUACCCGUGGAAGUGGGGGGAGAACGCCCAUAAUGUGAGCCUGAGCCCGGGCUCGGUAAACGGGGCUGCCUCCCCUACCGGGACCAACACCGCCAGCGAGGCGGACAUGGGUGCCUCCCAUGACCAGAUGAAGGACAGUAAAGAGGACGCUAUUCGGCGUGGCCGCCCGCGUGCUGACACUGUCCGUGAGUUGAUUAACGAGGGGGAGAGUUCCUCCAGCCGCAUCCGCUGUAACAUCUGCAACCGUGUGUUUCCUAGAGAGAAAUCCCUACAGGCCCACAAGAGAACACACACAGGGGAGAGGCCUUACCCGUGUGACUAUCCUGACUGUGGCAAGGCUUUUGUCCAGAGUGGCCAGCUAAAGACUCACCAGCGCCUUCACACCGGAGAGAAGCCCUUUGUCUGCUCUGAGAAAGCCUGCGGGAGUCGCUUUACCCAUGCUAACCGGCACUGCCCAAAGCACCCAUAUGCCCGUUUGAAGAGAGAAGACCCCAAGGAGGGACCAAACAAGGCCCAGUCUGUAGACAACAAGGCUGUGGCAGAGUGGCUGGCAAAGUACUGGCAGACCCGUGAGCAGCGUGCCCCUGUGCCCACCAAGGGGAAACCCCAGGGCAAGGGCGGGGUGGAGGACCAGGAGCAGCAGGACCCCCGGGAGUUUCUCCAAUCAGAUGAGGAGGAAGAGGAGGAGCCAAUGGAGGAAGAGAAGUGCAACGGGGGUGGGGCUGCCAAACGGAGUCUCCAAGAGCAACGGGAGCGUCUCCAUGGUGCCCUGGCGCUCAUUGAGCUGGCUAACAACCUGUCUGCCUGAAACCCUACCCAUAUCCCAGUGUUGAAACCCUCCCCAGUCACUCCCCUUCUGCCCCCUGCACAAUGUGUUCUGGGUAGAAUUUGUCUGUAGGGAAACAUCUAGGAUAAGCUUACCCUCCCCAAAUACUUAACCAUUAAUGGGGGGAAAUUCUAAGCGGAACUUAGAUCAGUAUCUGGGGUUCUUCUCCGUGUGCAGUGUGGGGCAGGCACAAGCUAAAAGCACCUUAUCCAGCUUCCAAUUGUAUCCUUAUUAGGCUGCUAAGAUUGUAGAUCACAGGUGGCUGGUGGCACCUUAGUUGGGGAGGACGGGCUCAUAAUAAUGGCUGGAAUGCAAUAAAUGGAACAUUCCAUUCUCUACAUUCCAGCCAUUAUUAUGAGCCUCCCCUCACCAGCCUCCUGUGUUGUAGAUGUCAAUAUAUGAAGAAUGUUUCACUUUCCUCUGCCUUCUAAAGACUGGAGGAGAUGACCUUUUAAUGUUUAGUUUGUUUUGUUUGCACUUUGGUGGUAACGAGUUAUUUGUUGUGUCUUUUACUUUUGACGAUAAAGUAUAUUGUGUGAGUAUGUUUAUAUAAUGGAAGUCUAUGUAGAUUUAGCUCAGAUGGAUGGAGUGAUACAGGGUGUGGUCAGUCAUAGGACCGUUUAGGUGUAUCUAAAUACUGGAAAGUGGAUUCCUCUCCUGAUUCUCUGAUCUGGACUGUGACACGAUAGGUGAAAAAGCAAUGUGGUGGAAGCCUAUCAGGGGAUUUCGCUUCCACCUGUAGUUCUUUCAGAUCAGUGCAGGUGAAGGAGAGUAGAUGAGGGGAGGAAGUCACUGUAGAGACUAUUGAGAUGCAACCCAUUGCAAGCCUAAUCUACAGUAGUGGCUAGCCACAAGCUUUCACAAAAAUGCAAGCUCCAACCCCUUCACCUAUUAAAUGUAUCACACCUAGAACUGUAGCUAUAACCCUGGAGGGACAACUCUUGUCCUGGAGAGCCGCAGAGUGAGCAGCCGCAGCUCCAUAUCAGCCCUUAACAAACCUGAUCUAGAUGAUCAUCUUAUCACGGGGAUUUAGACCACAGUUAGUUGGGUCAGGUGUGUUAGAGCUGGGCUGGAACAAAAGCCUGCCCAUGCUAUGGCUGUGCAGGCCUGGCGUUGGCCUUCUCCAUUCUAACCAAAUUACAUGGCCAGACAUACGGAAGAGGAGUAUUUAAAGUCAUUAGUGUCGCCACCUUUUAUAUUAAAAGAUGCUGGCUGAUUGGAGAUACGGACUUGUAGCCCCAUUGGUGGUGUAUGUACAAGCCUUCUCUAUAAUAAACAUUUCAUAGGUAUUUAUUUCAUCAUGUUUUUUUGUCCUUUUUGUUAACGAUCUGCUAUCACAAGCUGUCUCCAAGUACUGACAUAUAGUUCCAUUGAAGAAUAUAUUGAUCAUCGCCUCCCUAAAAUUAUUUAGUAUCUAUCGACGUCAACUUCUAGCCGUUAGAAUUGUACUCCCCUUUGCAGCAGCACGUGUAUCUACAGUAUCUGCUACUAAGUUUUGCAUUUAUGGAUUAAGCUUGCAAUGUAACAUGUUUCCACCUAUUAGACCAGUCUAAAUAAAUGGGACAUGUUUCCACCUAUUAGACCAGUUUAGAGAAAUGGGACAUGUUAGACCAGUCUAAAGAAAUGUGACAUGUUUCCACCUAUUAGACCAGUCUAGAGAAAUGGGACAUGUUAGACCAGUCUAGAGAAAUGGGACAUGUUAGACCAGUCUAAAGAAAUGGGACAUGUUUCCACCUAUUAGACCAGUUUAGAGAAAUGGGACAUGUUAGACCAGUCUAUAGAAAUGGGACAUGUUGGACCAGUCUAAAGAAAUGGGACAUGUUUCCACCUAUUAGACCAGUUUAGAGAAAUGGGACAUGUUAGACCAGUCUAAAGAAAUGGGACAUGUUUCCACCUAUUAGACCAGUCUAGAGAAAUGGGACAUGUUAGACCAGUCUAGAGAAAUUGGUCAUGUUAGACCAGUCUAGAUAAAUGGGACAUGUUUCCACCUAUUAGACCAGUCUAGAGAAAUGGGACAUGUUAGACCAGUCUAGAGAAAUGGGACAUGUUUCCACCUAUCAGACCAGUUUAGAGAAAUGGGACAUGUUUCCACCUAUUAGACCAGUCUAGAGAAAUGGGACAUGUUUCUACCUAUUAGACCAGUCUAGAGAAAUGGGACAUGUUUCCACCUAUUAGACCAGUCUAGAGAAUUGGGACAUGUUUCCACCUAUUAGACCAGUCUAGAGAAAUGGGACAUGUUUCCACCUAUUAGAACAGUCUAGAGAAAUGAGACAUGUUUCUACCUAUUAGACCCGUCUAGAGAAUUGGGACAUGUUUCCACCUAUUAGACCAGUCUAGAGAAAUGGGACAUGUUUCCACCUAUUAGACCAGUCUAGAGAAAUGGGACAUGUUUCUACCUAUUAGACCAGUCUAGAGAAAUGGGACAUGUUAGACCAGUCUAGAGAAAUGGGACAUGUUUCUACCUACUAGACCAGUCUAGAGAAAUGGGACAUGUUAGACCAGUCUAGAGAAAUGGGACAUGUUAGACCAGUCUAGAGAAAUGGGACAUGUUAGACCAGUCUAGAGAAAUGGGACAUGUUUCUGCCUAUUAGACCAGUCUAGUGAAAUGGGACAUGUUAGACCAGUCUAGAGAAAUGGGACAUGUUAGACCAGUCUAGAGAAAUGGGACAUGUUUCUACCUAUUAGACCAGUCUAGAGAAAUGGGACAUGUUUCUACCUAUUAGACCAGUCUAGAGAAAUGGGACAUGUUAGACCAGUCUAGAGAAAUGGGACAUGUUUCUACCUAUUAGACCAGUCUAGAGAAAUGGGACAUGUUUCUACCUAUUAGACCAGUCUAGAGAAAUGGGACAUGUUAGACCAGUCUCGAGAAAUGGGACAUGUUUAUACCUAUUAGACCAGUCUAGAGAAAUGGGACAUGUUAGACCAGUCUAGAGAAAUGGGACAUGUUUCUACCUAUUAGUCCAGUCUAGAGAAAUGGGACAUGUUUGACCAGUCUAGAGAAAUGGGACAUGUUAGACCAGUCUAGAGAAUUGGGACAUGUUUCUACCUAUUAGACCAGUCUAGAGAAAUGGGACAUGUUAGACCAGUCUAGAGAAAUGGGACAAAUUAGACCAGUCUAGAGAAAUGGGACAUGUUUCUACCUAUUAGACCAGUCUAGAGAAAUGGGACAUGUUAGACCAGUCUAGAGAAAUUGGACAUGUUAGACCAGUCUAGAGAAAUGGGACAUGUUUCUACCUAUUAGACCAGUCUAGAGAAAUGGGACAUGUUAGACCAGUCUAGAGAAAUGGGACAUGUUAGACCAGUCUAGAGAAAUGGGACAUGUUUCCACCUAUUAGACCAGUCUAGAGAAAUGGGACAUGUUAGACCAGUCUAGAGAAAUGGGACAUGUUAGACCAGUCUAGAGAAAUUGGACAUGUUUCCACCUAUUAGACCAGUCUAGAGAAAUGGGACAUGUUAGACCAGUCUAGAGAAAUGGGACAUGUUAGACCAGUCUAGAGAAAUUGGACAUGUUUCCACCUAUUAGACCAGUCUAGAGAAAUGGGACAUGUUAGACCAGUCUAGAGAAAUGGGACAUGUUAGACCAGUAUAGAGAAAUGGGACAUGUUUCUACAUAAAGGAGGGUGUAAUGAAUGCUUGGCAUUUGCAAUGUUUUAUUAUUUGUUAGCAACACUACAUCUCUUAACAUUGUGUAAAUUGCCAAUUGUUUUUAUAUAUAUGUUUUUGUUGUUUUCAUUAGGUUUGUGCUUCCUGCAACACCCAGAUGCUUUGUUGGCCAUAUGUGAUUAAGUGUUGUAUCCCACUGGGCACAUACUGGUUGAAUCAACGUUGUUUCCAAGGCAUAAAAAAAACGAUGUUAUGA
This is a messenger RNA of Oncorhynchus mykiss (rainbow trout), 5309 nucleotides long. It is a transcript of the gene znf367, whose product is annotated as zinc finger protein 367. Gene Ontology annotation, cellular component: PcG protein complex; transcription regulator complex; chromatin. Gene Ontology annotation, biological process: regulation of transcription by RNA polymerase II. NCBI's taxonomy places the organism in Eukaryota, Metazoa, Chordata, Actinopteri, Salmoniformes, Salmonidae. Gene Ontology annotation, molecular function: RNA polymerase II cis-regulatory region sequence-specific DNA binding; DNA-binding transcription factor activity, RNA polymerase II-specific. The record is from RefSeq and is a predicted model, not a curated record.